AUGCCUAGAGAACGACGUGCGAACAUCGGCCGCCGCACAAGACAUGCAAGCCAGCAACAAGUCUAUUCAAGGAACUUAAGAGAAGAAAGACAAAAUAUAAUAAGAGAAAAUGACCGAUUGAGACAUCGCGUGAGCACACGAAGAUCAUUGGCAUCAUACAAUCGCUUGGCAUUCCAAUAUGAUCCCACUGCGAACUACAGUGAUGAUGAAAAUUUGGAUAUUGGACGAAUGACGACUAUAUGCCGAUAUUGCAAUGCGGUAAAGUUCAAAAGAGAAACGGUUGGAUUGUGCUGCGCAAGUGGAAAAGUCAAACUGGAUCCAUUACUUACACCACCACAGCCACUGAAAACAUUGUUUGAUGGAAGUGAUCCCGAUUCCAGCCAUUUUCUUCAACACAUCCUUGAAUACAAUAACUGCUUUCGCAUGACUUCCUUUGGAGCUAAUAUCAUUCGAGAAGGCGGCUUCAGGCCGACUUGCAAGAUACAAGGUCAAAUAUAUCAUUUGCAUGGUUCAAUGGUGCCAACACCAGAUGAACCGCAUCAAUUUCUGCAAAUAUAUUUCAUUUCGUCGAUGGUGGAUCAGCUGAACGUGCGGUGCAAUAUACAGGGAGCACAACAGUUAAAGAGACGAAUUAUUGAACAGUUGCAAGCAUUUUUUCACGCUAAUAAUUCUGUGGUUAAUAUGUUCAAAACAGCAUUGGAACGAAUGCCAUCGGAUACGCACAAAUUUGUCAUAAGAGCGGAUUGUACUCCGACAGGUGAACAUGUGCGAAGAUUCAAUGCACCCACCGUUAAUGAUGUUGCUGCAAUUAUUGUUGGCGAUCCAACUAAAUCACGAGACAUUGUCGUUCAGCGAAGAAGCAAUAUCAUGCAUCGUGUAAACGAGACACAUCGUUUGUACGAUGCGUUACAAUAUCCAAUCAUUUAUUGGCAAGGGCAAGACGGAUACGACAUCACGUUGAAGAUGGUCGAUCCAAUUACAGGAGUAUCAACGAAUAAUAAAAAUCUAAGCGCAAUGAAUUACUAUGCGUAUCGUAUGAUGAUUCGUACACAUGAGGAGAAUGUCAUUCUGAAGUGCGGUCGGCUAUUCCAGCAAUUCGCUGUUGACAUGUAUGUCAAAGUCGAGACCGAACGUUUAGCGUUCAUCAGAUUCAAUCAGCCAAAGCUACGAUCUGAGGACUAUAUACACUUGCGUGAUGCUAUUCAUUCAGAUGGUGAUGUUCAGAAUAUUGGACGACUGACGAUUCUCCCAUCAACUUAUAUCGGAAGCCCACGCCACAUGCACGAAUACGCUCAAGACGCUAUGACGUACGUGCGAAAUUAUGGAACUCCGGAUUUAUUUAUUACGGUCACAUGCAAUCCGAAGUGGACGGAAAUUGAACGCGAGUUGGAACCGGGUCAAAAACCGCAAGAUCGCCAUGACAUAAUCGCCAGAGUAUUUCAGCAAAAACUCAAGGUUAUGAUGGAUGUGCUUACUAAGUAUCGAGUUUUUGGUGACACACGUUGUUAUAUGUACUCGGUGGAAUGGCAGAAGCGUGGACUACCGCAUGCUCAUAUCCUAAUUUGGUUGCUGAACAAAUUACAUUCAAAUGAAGUGGAUGACAUCAUAUCAGCUGAAAUUCCUGAUCCAGUCACUGAUCCCCGUCUACACGACAUUGUGACGACACAGAUGGUGCAUGGACCGUGCGGUGCAUUAAAUCCAUUAUCGCCUUGCAUGGCUGAUGGAAAGUGCACAAAACGAUAUCCGCGACCGUUAGUUGCUGAAACAGUCACAGGGAACGAUGGAUAUCCAGUUUAUCGUCGGCGUUCAAAAGAAGAUAACGGUCGAACUAUCAAAGUUAAAGUUCAAAAUCAAGAGAUUGAGAUCGGAAAUGAAUUCAUUGUACCAUAUUGCCCGCUGCUAUCACGAAUUUUCGAAACACAUGCAAACGUUGAGAGUUGUCAUUCGGCCAAAUCAAUCAAAUAUUUGUGCAAGUACGUCACAAAAGGCAGCGACAUGGCUGUGUUUGGUAUUGCGUCGGAAAAUGUGAAUGACGAAAUCAGCAACUUCCAAAUGGGCAGAUACGUCAGUACUAAUGAAGCACUGUGGCGAUUAUUGUCAUUUCAAAUUCAUGAAAGAUAUCCCACAGUUGUACAUUUAGCAGUGCAUUUGGAAAAUGGCCAAAGAGUUUACUUCACUGAGGCUAAUGCGGCACAACGAGCUGAGAGACCACCAUCGACAACAUUGACUAGCUUCUUUGCAAUGUGUGAAGCAGAUCCAUUCGCAGCGACGCUGAUGUACGUUGAAAUGCCCAAGUAUUACACUUGGAAUCAAUCAACAAAGAAAUUCCAACGUCGCAAACAAGGAACCCCAGUUCCAGACUGGCCACAGGUGUUUUCAACUGAUGCACUAGGUCGUAUGUACACUGUUCAUCCUAGAAACGAUGAAUGUUUUUAUUUGCGACUGCUGUUAGUAAAUGUACGUGGACCGAAAUCAUUUGCGCAUUUGAAAACUGUGAAUGGCCACCAAUGCCAAACAUAUCGAGAAGCAUGUCAACUAUUGGGUUUGCUGGAGAACGAUUCUCAUUGGGAUUUAACACUUGCAGAUUCAGUUGUUUCAUCAAAUGCGUACCAAAUACGAACGCUGUUCGCAAUUAUCAUCACCACAUGUUUUCCUUCACAACCAAUUCAGUUAUGGAACAAAUACAAAGACGCCAUAUGUGAAGAUAUCUUGCAUCGCUUGCGUAUUCAAACGAAUAAUCCUGACAUCCAAAUAACCGAUGAAAUCUACAAUGAAGGAUUGAUUCUGAUUGAGGAUCAAUGCUUGACUAUUGCAAACAAGCUACUGAUUGAAGUAGGAAUGAUUGCGCCAAAUCGAUCGAUGCACGAUGCAUUCAACCAAGAAUUAAACCGAGAGCUGCAAUACAAUGUUGAUACAUUGCAGGAAUUCGUUAGAAAUAAUGUUCCGUUGCUGAAUGAACAGCAAAAACAAGUAUACAAAACAUUAAUGCAAGCGGUGGACAAUAAUACUGGUGGUCUAUUCUUCCUGGAUGCACCUGGAGGAACAGGGAAAACAUUUGUCAUUUCAUUGAUUUUGGCCACUAUUCGAUCAAGAUGUGACAUAGCUUUGGCGUUAGCAUCAUCUGGAAUUGCGGCGACUCUUCUAGAUGGCGGUCGUACUGCACAUUCUGCGCUUAAGUUGCCACUCAAUUUAAACACAAUUGAUACUCCAACGUGCAAUAUUUCCCGAUCCAGUGCAAUUGGAAAAUUGUUAAUGCAAUGCAAGCUCAUUGUUUGGGAUGAGAUCUUCGGAGGAAUAACAACAUCUUUGGCGGCUUGA
Messenger RNA from Rhopalosiphum padi (bird cherry-oat aphid), 3318 nucleotides. RefSeq lists its product as uncharacterized. Bases 1 to 3318 code for a protein of 1105 amino acids. Gene Ontology annotation, biological process: DNA repair; telomere maintenance. NCBI's taxonomy places the organism in Eukaryota, Metazoa, Arthropoda, Insecta, Hemiptera, Aphididae. Gene Ontology annotation, molecular function: DNA helicase activity. The transcript has 4 exons. The record is from RefSeq and is a predicted model, not a curated record.